AUGAGUUCUUUAAGAUUUCUAAAAUGUGUUAGUGUAGGAGAUAAUGGUGUUGGGAAGACAUCAAUGUUCAUUUCAUACACCAACGACAAAUUCCCAUCUGAUUAUAUUCCUACUGUUUUUGAUACCUAUAAUGCAACAUGUUCUCUGGAUGGUUGCGCUGUCAAUUUGGGAUUAUGGGACACUGCUGGACAAGGAGAACUUUGCAAACUGAGGUCAUUGUGUUAUGGAGGUGCACAUGUAUUUCUUCUUGUUUUCUCACUUGUCAGCAGAUUCAGUUAUGAGAAUGUUUUUAAGAAAUGGCUGCCUGAAAUACGUCAUUUUGCACCGAAUGUCCCCGUUGUCCUUGUUGGAAACAAAGUGGAUCUUCGCAAUGACAUAAGACAUAUUUCUGAUGCAAUAACAACCGCUGAUGGAGAGGAACUCAGUAAACAAAUUGGUGCAAUUGCAUACAUUGAAUGCAGCUCUAAGACUAAGCAGAAUAUUGAAGAUGUGUUUAAUACAGCUAUUAAGGUGGUUGUGCAGCCUAUACAAAGAAAGGCUAUACUGAAGAAAACUAGUAGAAAUAUCUUUCGACACACAUUGAUAAAUAUUGAGAAUUAA
Messenger RNA from Dioscorea cayenensis subsp. rotundata (Guinea yam), 600 nucleotides. Its product is annotated as rac-like GTP-binding protein RAC2. NCBI's taxonomy places the organism in Eukaryota, Viridiplantae, Streptophyta, Magnoliopsida, Dioscoreales, Dioscoreaceae. Gene Ontology annotation, cellular component: plasma membrane; cell cortex; cytoplasmic vesicle. The record is from RefSeq and is a predicted model, not a curated record. Gene Ontology annotation, biological process: actin filament organization; cortical cytoskeleton organization; establishment or maintenance of cell polarity. Bases 1 to 600 code for a protein of 199 amino acids. The transcript has 8 exons. Gene Ontology annotation, molecular function: GTPase activity; GTP binding; protein kinase binding.